AUGACGCACACGAAUCCCUGGAUUGAAUCCCCCAAGAGUCACGAGAGAGAGAGGGCCAUCAAGAGCACCAGGCACCUCCUGAAGUUCGUUUCUGAAAACGUCAAUUUCGACACCACAGCUGACUUUUCUUUGCUGGGACAGCUGGUGGCUUUGCUGGGCCUGCACGUUGGCGACACCAGCGAAGAAGUUGGCCAGACGUCCGCAGAGGCCGCCUACCACCUCCACCACCUCAUCAUGAGCAAACUGGCCAAAGAAAUGGACAAGAAGGCCAAGAACAAGAAGGGGAACAUCGUCAAUUGGCUGAGGGAAGACUUCUUCCUUUCGGGCCCCACCAUAUUUUAUAAUAACGUCUCCAAAAUGGCUAAGGCCUUUGGCGAGCAUCUGAGCCCUUCACAAAUAAACGACCUGAUCUUAAAAGCCCUGGAGGCUCUGACAGACCCGGACAAGAACAUUUCACACACUGCGGGACUCCUGCUCAAUUCGUUCUUGGAGGAAUGUGGGAUGGAGAUGGAGGAGCUGCCCAUGAUCCUCAAGGAGAUCUACAUGCGUCUCCCGAAGAUCUCGGACCCUGCCACCAAAGAACAAACUCUCAAGGCAGUCUGUCACGUGGCGUCCAAACGGGUGAACAGAGUCGUGGAUAUUCUCCUUGAGUGCUCGGUGGAUUGCGAUGGAAGUGCCAAGGAGUUAUGGAGGGCACUGGCUGCAGACCCCUAUGCUAACAUGAAGAUCAUGAAGCCCCUCCUCAAAAGGCUUCAGAACGAAGACCCCACCACCGAAGCUUUUGGGAGGAGAAAUAGCAAAUCCAUCAUGCCCAUUGCGGCCACCAAUGCGCUCUCCUUCCUCCUCUCGCUUCCUGAGGCACCAACCAUUGUCCAGAAUAAGUUCUCCAGCCUGCUCCUGGCGCUCGUGACGCAGAUCUAUUUCCUGCUGGGAGCAGGCAAGAGCGGGUCAGAGGAGACCAACCACCUGGGGUAA
This is a messenger RNA of Pantherophis guttatus, 975 nucleotides long. The record is from RefSeq and is a predicted model, not a curated record. NCBI's taxonomy places the organism in Eukaryota, Metazoa, Chordata, Lepidosauria, Squamata, Colubridae.